This is a messenger RNA of Penicillium macrosclerotiorum, 1005 nucleotides long. Its product is annotated as SDR family oxidoreductase. The coding region runs from base 1 to 1005 and encodes 334 amino acids. The record is from RefSeq and is a predicted model, not a curated record. NCBI's taxonomy places the organism in Eukaryota, Fungi, Ascomycota, Eurotiomycetes, Eurotiales, Aspergillaceae. Gene Ontology annotation, molecular function: oxidoreductase activity, acting on the CH-OH group of donors, NAD or NADP as acceptor. The transcript is spliced from 5 exons.
AUGGUGAAAGUUCUUCUGUCCGGCGGUAGCGGCUUUAUCGCCGCCCACAUCGUGGAUAUUCUCCUUCAACACAGCUUCGAUGUCGUUUUUACCGUCCGAUCGGAGGAGAAGGGCAAGCGAAUCCUGGAAAACCACCCCAAUACACCUCAGAAGAAGCUUUCCUUCGUGAUAGUGAAAGAUGUCGCUCAGGAUGGAGCCUUUGACGAGGCGGUCAAGUCCAACCCUCCGUUUGACUACGUCCUUCAUACCGCAUCCCCAUUCCAUUUCAACAUCGAUGACCCAGUCAAAGAUUUCUUAGAUCCUGCGAUCAAGGGAACCACCGGUAUACUGAAGGCCAUCAAGGCUUAUGCUCCAUCCGUCAAGCGAGUGGUGGUUACGUCUUCCUUUGCAGCCAUCGUGAACGCAAAGCAGCAUCCGAAAGUCUAUAGCGAGAAAGAAUGGAACCCGGUGACCUGGCAGGAAGCCAUGGACCAUUCCAAUGUAUACAGAGCUAGCAAGACCUUUGCCGAAAAGGCUGCGUGGGAUUUUGUGGAGAAAGAAAAGCCUAAUUUCGAUAUCGCCACGAUCAAUCCUCCAUUGGUCUUCGGUCCAAUUGUUCACUAUCUGAAUUCCCUCGACGCCAUCAACACCUCCAAUCAGCGGAUGCGCAACCUCAUCCAAGGCCAAAUGAAGGAGAAAAUCGCGCCCACAGGUACCUUCCUCUACGUUGACGUGCGCGAUGUGGCCCUCGCGCAUGUCCGGGCCAUUGAGGUCCCUGAGGCAGGGGGUCAACGGUUUUUUGUGACGGCCGGAUUCUUUUCGAACAAGGACAUCGUUGACAUUGUUCGCGAGACUCAUCCUGAAUUGGACUCAAAACUUCCUCCCAACGAUUCACCCAGUGACUUCCCAUCCGACAUUUACGAGAUUGACAACAGCAAAUCGAAGGAAGUGCUUGGCAUCAAGUAUCGAUCUUUUAAGGAGACCGUGUCGGACACGAUUAGCUCGUUGCUAGCAGUGGGGGCUUGA